Molecule: messenger RNA, 466 nt
Organism: Pseudonaja textilis
Lineage: Eukaryota; Metazoa; Chordata; Lepidosauria; Squamata; Elapidae
Product: C-C motif chemokine 5-like
Biological process (GO): positive regulation of cell migration; antimicrobial humoral immune response mediated by antimicrobial peptide; positive regulation of GTPase activity
Cellular component (GO): extracellular region
Molecular function (GO): chemokine activity; CCR chemokine receptor binding
Source: RefSeq, a predicted model, not a curated record
CCCACGGAGAUAAGACCGGAGCCGCGCUCCCUGCCCUCGUCGAAGAUGAAGACCGUCCUCGCCUUCCUGUUCCUGGUGAUCUCCGUCGCCCUGGCAGUCGAGCGUCCCAGUGCAGCCCCUGCCCUGACCCAGACCAACAACCGGAAGGUGGAUCCCGUGUCCUCCUCAUGUUGCUUUAGCUUCAUAAAACGCCCCGUCCCACUGAACCUCUUGAAAUCUUUUGAACACACCAGCGAGAGCUGCAGCGUGGCCGCCGUUGUAUUCCUUACCCAAAGAGGCCUAAAGAUCUGCGCAGAUCCCUCGCAGUCCUGGGUCCAGGAUCACAUCCGUGCCCUCAGCGCAUCCUAAACCUGCUCCGGGCGAGGGGAAAGAAAGCCCCCCCCCCCUCUUGGCAGAUGCCCGUAAUCAAAGGAGAGGGGGAAAAAACCCCCAUUAUUAAAGGCAGUGCUUUAUGCUGAAGCAUGUG